GGGCAAUCGGAAGUGUGAGUUGAACUGCCAGGCAAUGGGCUAUCGCUUCUAUGUACGCCAAGCUGAGAAGGUCAUUGAUGGCACCCCCUGCGACCAGAACGGCUCGGCCAUCUGCGUGUCUGGGCAGUGCAAGAGCAUCGGCUGUGACGACUACCUAGGCUCCGACAAAGUGGUAGACAAAUGCGGGGUGUGCGGAGGCGAUAACACAGGCUGUCAGGUUGUGUCGGGCGUGUUUAAGCACGCCCUCACCAGCCUGGGCUACCACCGCGUUGUGGAGAUUCCCCAAGGAGCCACAAAGAUCAACAUCACCGAGAUGCACAAGAGCAACAACUAUUUGGCCUUGCGAAGUCGUUCUGGCCGCUCCAUCAUCAACGGGAACUGGGCAAUUGACCGGCCUGGAAAAUACGAGGGUGGAGGGACGAUGUUCACCUACAAGCGUCCAAAUGAGAUUUCGAGCACUGCUGGAGAGUCCUUUCUGGCUGAAGGUCCCACUAACGAGAUCUUGGAUGUUUAUAUGAUACACCAGCAGCCUAACCCAGGAGUCCACUAUGAGUACGUUAUCAUGGGGACCAAUGCCAUCAGCCCACAGGUGCCACCUCACAGGAGACCAGGGGAGCCCUUCCAUGGCCAGCUGCUCCCGGAGGGGAGGAGUCAGGAGGCGGGAGAAGAGAAGGAACGGACUGAGGAGAAGGAAGGCUUGCACGGUGGGGCACCAGAAAUAUUCACCUCGGAAUCUACGCAGACCUUCUCAGCCAGGCGUCCAGAUAGAUUUUCUUCCCACUGGCCGGGCAAUUUGGUGCUACCAGCACCACAGCCCCCACGACGAAGCCGAGAUCACAACUGGAAACAGCUUGGGACCACGGAGUGCUCCACGACCUGUGGGAAAGGAUCGCAGUACCCCAUUUUUCGCUGUGUGCACAGAAACACUCAUGAAGAGGUUCCCGAGAGCUACUGUGACUCCAGCACGAAGCCGACCCCCGAGGAGGAGCCCUGCAGCAUCUUCCCUUGCCCAGCCUUCUGGGACAUCGGGGAGUGGUCCGAGUGCAGCAAAACCUGCGGCCUGGGCAUGCAGCAUCGCCAGGUUCUGUGCCGCCAGGUGUACGCCAACCGGAGCCUGACGGUGCAGCCCUACCGCUGCCAGCACCUGGAGAAGCCCGAGACCACCAGCACCUGCCAGCUCAAGAUCUGCAGUGAGUGGCAGAUCCGGACGGACUGGACCUCGUGCUCCGUGCCCUGUGGAGUGGGGCAGAGGACCCGGGACGUGAAGUGUGUGAGCAACAUCGGGGACGUGGUUGACGACGAGGAAUGCAACAUGAAGCUCCGGCCCAAUGACGUUGAGAACUGCGACAUGGGGCCCUGUGCGAGGAGCUGGUUCCUCACCGAGUGGGGUGAGAGGUGUUCAGCGGAGUGCGGGGCUGGAGUGCGGACACGCUCGGUGGUGUGCAUGACCAACCACAUCAGCAGCCUGCCUCUGGAGGGCUGUGGGAACAACCGGCCGGCAGAGGCCACUCCGUGUGACAACGGGCCCUGCAUGGGCAAGGUGGAGUGGUUUGCUGGGAGCUGGAGUCAGUGCUCCAUAGAGUGUGGCAGUGGGACCCAACAGAGGGAGGUGAUUUGUGUUAGGAAGAAUGCAGACACCUUUGAAGUGCUGGACCCCUAUGAAUGUUCCUUCCUAGAGAAACCCCCCAGCCAACAGUCCUGCCACCUGAAGCCUUGUGGAGCCAAAUGGUUUAACACAGAAUGGAGCAUGUGCUCCAAGAGCUGCCAGGGGGGCUUCCGGGUCCGGGAAGUACGCUGUCUGUCAGAUGACAUGGCCCUAAGUAAUCUCUGUGACCCUCAGCUGAAACCAGAAGAGAAAGAAUCCUGUAACCCUCAAGACUGUGUCCCUGAAGUCGAUGAAAGCUGCAAGGACAGAUACUACAACUGCAACGUGGUGGUGCAGGCCCGCCUCUGCGUCUACAACUACUACAAGACUGCCUGCUGCGCCUCAUGCACUCGCGUGGCCAACAGGCACGCGGGCUUCCUGGGGAGCAGAUAACACCCCCGCACCUACCCAAAGAGCAGAGCAGCAAGUCUGUAAGAGGGUGACUGGCAGGCUGCUGAUCCACCAGGGGCUCCCUGGCCCAGGGCGCUGCCAGCCAAUUUGGUCACCAGCCCCGCCUUCAGUAAAGUGUACACGCGGUGCCCAGGCGCAGAGCCAUCAACUGAGCAUCGCCAUCAACUGAAGUUCUCUCCUUGGGAAACCUGGCAACCUCUAACAGUGCUCUCUGAAAACCAGUCAGGGGGGCGUUCAGGCAGCUCUCAGCCAACCCCUCCUGGCACUUUCUAAGGCAGCAAUUUAGCCCUGACUGGGCACUGCCUCCCCCAGGGGGCUAUUGACCUUUCCAAUAUCAGCACCUCCUGGACAGUCAGAGGAGGCAGCACCCCUACCCCAAGGCCCCACGAAGCCUUGCUGAGAUGCCGGCAUCCCUGUUACCUCAGCCCCGCUGUGCCUGUCCUCUUUCUCAAAGACAUUAAGUUGUUUGCCUGCCUCAUGACACAAACAUCUCAUGUCAUGCAGUGCUUUAUUGUUUCACAGGUAUAUUCACAGAUAUUAAUUCCUUAGCAGCUUACAACACCCCAGAAGGGAGGCAGGGAAUGAAUCGUCCCAUUUUACUAGCAAGGAAACUGAGACUCAUUGACCUCCCAGCCAUAUUCACCUGUUCAGUGGCAGAGCUGAGUCCCAACCCCAAUCAUCGGACCACAAAACCCUGACCCCAAGGCCUGUCCAGAAGUCUUAGGUCUGCAGGAUGCGGCUUCAUUUCAGACCAAGAGUGAGAAUUUCCUAAUUAGCAAACGAAACCCAGGUCUUUGAAUUCUUCCCUCCAACCAAAGGUCAAAACUUUAUCCCAGCAUCAGUUGUUUCAGAAGUCUGUUUCCACCAAUCCCUCCCCCCACAGUCGCAGGCCCUCAUCACAGGACUCCGAAGCUUUCAUUAAGCCCCGUCCUUGAAGAAACUCUCCCCUGAGACCAUAAGGGCGCUGGGUAUCACAGUCAUUGCCUGAAAUUCUGACUUCAUUCCCCAGUGAGAUGUUUUCCCUGGAACCAGAAGUCAGGGUCCCUUUGGCAACAACAGUCCCUUUCUGGUCCCAGAGCAGGUUUCCAGAGCUGUGUGCUCAGCCCCUCCUCAGCCACCCUCCCGGGCUGUUCUCCACACGUGCCUGGUGGAAAGUGUAACCAACCAACACCUGCAAAAACCUCGUUUCUAUUAGAAAGUGUCUCCCUUUGGUCUUUUUGGUUUGAUUUAUGGACUUCUCUCUACUACUUCAAAUCCUUCCUUUCUCACCCAGGACUGACAACCCAUGUCCCGCCCCCCUCCCAGACAUGAGCACUAACACCUACAUUAAUGGAGCCAGUCUGAGAGGAGGGGCUGUGAGCUGCAGUGACAGCUGCAUCAGAGGGCUCUUCCCUGACUCGCCUCACCUAACUCUGCAGCUCCAGGGCCUGCGGGGGUCAGUAGGGGGUGGGGGUACAGUGCCUAUUGAGAGAUGAACUCUUUGAAAAAUCCAUUAAGAAGAAGAAAAUAUAUGUACAUAUUUUUUCUUUUACCCAUUAAGAUAAGUACCAGGCUAAACAAAUUGUAAGCUCUUAGUACUGUGGUCCUGGGCCCAUUUCCCUUUUAAAGCAAGCCUUAGCAAUUGAGUUUCUCCCACGAGCCCUUUAAACCAGAAUCUGCUAAUUAGAUGAUCACUUGCAGUUUUUGGAAGCAGUAUCACCAGUCAGUCUGACACACUCUGUUUCCAGGGAUUCUCUUUGGCUUUCUUGUGGCUGUCCUCUUCCUGGGGAGCCCCAGCACCACUUCCCAGAAGCACCCCAUCUCUCCUGGUUCUUAUGGGACUCCUGCAGAGAAGCAGGCGCGAAGAGGCCCGGCUCCUCCGGCCACCAAGUGUGUCAGUGAUUUCAUCCCGUGCCCCCCCCCCCUUCCUUUCGCUAGAAGCUUUUUGCUUCUAAUCACAAGGGGAGUUUGUCCUUGACGCAGCUGCCCUCGGAGCCUGCUGAACAAGCCAGCCAUCUGCUGGAGUCCUUGCAAGAGGCUGUCUUUACACGUGGGAGGGCAGGUGGGUCAGUGGGUGGGAGAGCAGGAAGGCUGAUUUCACCUCAAAUUAAGGGAAAACCUUGUAGCCAUACCAGCUGCCCAACAGAGGUGUGGCCACCAUCUGUGAGCGCGCUCCACCCGAAGUGGGACCUCUCUGUCGCGUGGGAGGUGAACAUCCCGGUUCCCUCCACCUCGGGAUGCUCAUGAUGCGCUGGUCAGUGGUGGCUUUGUCUCUGACAUCUGACAACGUCCAUGGCUCCCAAAUGCUACCUAACAUUUCUUUAAAGGCACAGCGAUCCUUCCAUGAUGACGGCCAUUGUGGAAUUGGGUCGGGGGAUCUCAUGACUUUGGGGGAGGGGGCAGAAGUACCUAAACUCGGGGGCUUUAUUCUCUUCCAACAAAUAGCUGAGCUAUUCUUGGAAUUCAUAUAUCUCUGGAAAGUUUAUAAAUUACUAGAACGGGGGUUUUAUUCGUUUAUUUGUCUUAGAAAUCCAAUUUUUACUAAUUUCCUAGCUUCUCGUGUCAGCAUCCAAAUGCCUUUGUCCUUAGCACAGCACAUCAGAUAAAGUCCUUUGAUAUUUCCAGUGACGACGACGUGCCUGUGUAGGGAGUCUAAGGAAAGCUCCCCUUUUGGUGGCUCCCUCCCUCCAGAUGUGUCUCCUCGCCCUUUCCUAGACCCUAUGAUUUUGCUUUCUCCUCUGCAUUACUUGCCACCCCCUUCUCAGUCCUCUCCAUGAUCUAUUAACUGGCCACAAGGCAAAACUGAAAUUUACAUUUGAUGGUGCUUUUUUUUUUCUUCUGUGCACUGGAUUGCCUCGUUCUCUGCCCUGAAUUUUAAAAUUAGGUGAAUUUAAGCUGUUACCUGUUUUUCUCACAAACAUCAACAGAGCUCUAAACAGAAAUAGUUUCUCUGCCCUCAGGGACCUGCAGUGUGACAGGAGCUCUCUGAGCUGUUCCCAACUGUGCCUUUGCCUUCUCUGGCCUGGGUUCUUUCUGAGUUUUCCUUUUUCAUUUCCUUGAAUAUGUAUCAUUUAGGUAUCCUCAGAGUGUUCAAUAUUCAGCACUCUUUUUCCUUUAAAACAAAUGGCUUUAUAGAUGGAUGAAAAAAUGGGAAGCAAGCUUAAUUUAUUUCCAUGCAAUUGUGUGGCAGAGAGAGAAAUCCAGAUAUUAUUAAUAUUACUAGUAUCAUGCUAAGGCAAUGUCUUUUUUUUAAUAUGACCAUUUUAGAAUUUAAAUAUCAGUUCUUUAAUGUGGAAGAAGACACAAAUAUAAGUGGUAAAAAGAAAUAGGACUUACCUUAAAACAGGCUUCAUACUCAAACCUGAAGGAACCUAUGCCAGCAUGGCAGGUGGAAGCCAACAUUUGAUCCGUGCUGUGUAAAACAUUGUCAAUGUGGCUGGCGGGGGGAAUAGUGCCUUGCUGGUGAAAUUCGUAGAUGGCAUUGGCAUUGGAGAGCUAACAGCAUGGGUGGCAGGUUCUGGACCCAAAUGAUCGGGGAGACUAUUGACCAGGAAGCAACAUAUAGUCCUACCUUUGGGUUAAAAAAAAAAUACUAUACAAGUACAAGGUGCGGAAGAUAUAAGAGUUUUGGUUGACUAAGCUCAGUGUGAGUCAGGAAAGUGGGAUGGAACCACAACAAAAUUAAACACAAAACACUUGGGCUACAUAAGGAGAAGACGUUGGUGAGCGUGUGCCAUAUUGUGGGGAGUGUCACCUGUGUGUAACAUUCAGCUGAGCGUGCCCAGUCCUGAUGAGCGGUGCAGGCUGGUCAAAACAGAGGAAAAGACUUUAUGAGAAUGUUUAGCCUGGAGUCCUCGGGAUAGCCAUCCAGGAACAGGAGAUAAAUCUACAGGGAGGCAGAUUUCAACUCUUGCAGAAGAGCCGGCUUUCUGCAAGUUAGAGCCUUCAAGAGGUAGAGCCUCUCUGGCCGGUGGUGGUUGACCUGUCGCUGGCGGUCUCAGCAGAGGCUGAAUGGCCCUUUGUCGGGGAUGCUGGAGAGGGGAUUCAAGCACGCAGCUGGGGCAAUAUGACUUAAGGUCCUUACCAAGUCUGGGUUUGGGUGACUAUAAGUAGAACAGUUUUAAAUGGUUCUUCCGGUCUGGAAUGGCCGGUGCAGGCAUGCCUACUUCCCAUUCCUGUGUCUGCAAUUUGGACCCUGUGUCGCACCCCUCCAAGCUCAAUGCAGCCACUAGGAAACUGGUCAGAGCUGCCCUGACUGGUCCUGCUUUGUAGACGAGUAACCAAAUGUCCCGAUGGACAGUUCCAUGCCCAGGGUCACAUGCCUUGAUGGUGGCAGAGCCUCUACUAGACUAGGACCCUCUAAUACCAUCUUUGUUUCUCAAUUCACCUUCCUUUCCUGCACCUUUGCUAGAGCAAAGCAACCCUCUCCACCCCGAACAGUCCCACCUGCGGGUUACAGUGGGAGCCGUCCUCCGUGCUGAGGAACAUGACCGUGAGAGGCUGGGAACUUCCAACCACUUCCUCGCCAUCUUCCAGACUGAGCCCUUCGCCUCAGUGAGAGGAAAGCCAUCCUGUUACAUAACUAACCGCACCUGCCUUGACCCCCACGCCCCCACCAUUCAGUUUGACAGAAGGAUAUACUUUGUUAUAACUUAUUAUUUGUUCUUUGUAAAUACAAGAUGUUUAUAGGAAAUGUGUAUUCUGAACUCUAUUGACAGAAUGAGUCACUACACCAAAAUAGUUCUCUUAUUUAGAAUAAGUUAAUUUUAAAGGGACCUAAUAGGUAUUUAUUUACAUAUGCAAUCCACGUUUGUGUAAAAUCAUUUGAUCCUACUAACCCAGCUUCCUGGAAAGUUGCUACACAACGUCUUACCCUAAGUCCAUAGUUACGAUUUGUAUACUGAUUAGUCAAAUUCCUUGGGUUUUAAGAUGGAAUAUAAAUUACUUGGCUUUUCGACUUGCUCAGGGCUUUUUCCCCCUGGCAUUGUAUCCGUCUAGAUUGCCACCUUUUCAUCUUAAAUAUUUUAUUUGCUCAUAUAAUAUGCCCUCUCUUCAUGCCCAAACACUUGGAAAAGGAAAUAUGAGGGUCUUUCCCUGUCUCCUCUGUCUUGCCUCCUUCAUGAGAGUCACCAGCAGUGAGUUGCGGGAGGCUCGGUUAGAGCCCUGGGCGAAGCAGAGUCUCCCUCCCUGCAGGGCCCGGGGGCAUGAAGAUGCAUUUACUGACCGCCCUGUCUCCGGGCCCCCUGGGCACUGCUGAGUGGGGACUCUGGGCUUUCCUAUCAAUAACUGCAUAGUCAGGAGCAAGGAGCCCCCUGAGUACUCCACUGACUGUGUCACCUUGUGAUGUUAAAUUAUUGUUUAAAGAGGUGGAAUGUGAAGGUGAAUUAUAUGAGUAAGUACCGUCUGUUUUCUCUUCAGCAAAAAGGACAACUAUUUUUGUGUAUGACUAAUUUAUUUUUAUUAUUGUAAAAAUACAAUAAACUGGUU
Messenger RNA from Myotis brandtii (Brandt's bat), 7522 nucleotides. RefSeq names its product thrombospondin, type I, domain containing 4 (gene THSD4). Gene Ontology annotation, molecular function: metalloendopeptidase activity. Gene Ontology annotation, biological process: extracellular matrix organization. The transcript has 12 exons. Bases 35 to 2038 code for a protein of 667 amino acids. The record is from RefSeq and is a predicted model, not a curated record. NCBI's taxonomy places the organism in Eukaryota, Metazoa, Chordata, Mammalia, Chiroptera, Vespertilionidae. Gene Ontology annotation, cellular component: extracellular matrix.